UCCGCCCACAGUGAAAGGCGCGUCUAUUUUGUAGCGCCUUUACAGAAAAUUCUCUUCGUUCUUUCUCUCUCUCUUUUCUCUGAGCCAGCCCAUGGAUAGAGACUAAGCCCUCUUCUAUUCUGAGCGCCAGUGAUAGGAAAAGCUUAACCGUGAAAGAGCGAAGGAUUUAUCUGUUAGAAGCCUUCCCGUACAAGUGCCCCGUGUUUUAUAUAGCUUUAUAAUCUACAAGAAAGCACCAAGCAUGACAUCUUCAUCGGUCUACCCAGCACUCCAGUCAGUUCUUUGUUCUCCUCCUCUAAAAGCUCCUCGGAUUGCUUGGUUAGAUGUCAAAGCCCCUUCGUCUCCAUCGCCUGGUCCUUCUCCUCCUCAUGGAUUCUCUCAUCAUCAUGGUGGUGUUCUUUGUUCUCCUGUCCAUCACAUCAUAGAAGAGAAGGGUCCUCAAGAUGAGACGGUGACAUCAAGUGUGUCAUCUUGUUCGUCUUCUUGUGUGUGUACAUUCAUCAAUGAGGACAAUGUGAGAGGAGGAGAGAUGUGUUCAAGAGAAGACGGAGCCUCCAACGAUGAUGAGGUCUUUACUGAUCAAAUGGUGUCUCAUGUUUCUCCAAAGAAGAGAAAGCGUCUUCAUGGUGACAGAUACCCUCCUUUUUUUUCAGUGUUAGUUCCUGAUAGUUCACCUCCUCCAGUACAGCAGCUAGUCUCUCCUAGUCAGUCUCAUCAGGUGUUCCCCUCUUUUACAAUCAGCGGAAAUUAUAACAUCAACAAUAAUGGGGACACGUCUCUUAGUCACAUUAAUUAUAAUAAGUUUCUUUGUGGUGAUGCUGCCACUUCUUUCACUGUCUCUUCUUCUCCUUCUGCUGUGACCCUCAGCAACCAACCUGUCUCAUGUCUCUGUAGUAGCAGUAAUAGCAGUUCAUUUUGUCUAUGUUCAAGUCUUAUCUGUGACCAGUCAAACUUAGCUGAUGGUUUAGCUUCACUCCCCAGAGACCAGGCCUUCCUUCCUGACGACUACCUUCCAAAUUUAACCCUUCCCUCACUCAAUUAUGAGCAGUUAGGGGUGCAGCAGGUUGAUAUAACGCCUGCGGACGAGACCAAGCCACUAGUUAUUAACACUGUGUCAUGUGACAGUGGUGGGACUGCUGAUGGGGCAGGGCAAUCUAGUGAGGGGGCGUCAGCUAUUGUAUCAUCAGUGAAUCCCGGUGAUAUUAAUAACCCUUUUUCUUUCAUUCGUUCUUUGCCUCCAUUGACAAGUGAGAUUACUAACAGACCUCCGGUUUUACCGAGGAGAACAAGAAGGACUCCUGAAUUCUGUCUCGUCCUUGACUUGGAUGAGACUUUGGUCCAUUGCAGUCUGUCUAAGUUAGAAUUGGCCAAUUUCACUUUUAAAGUUGAGUACAGCAACCAGCUCUUUGAUGUGUACGUCCGUCUCAGACCCUAUUUCCACGAGUUUUUAGAACGGGUCUCAAAACAAUUUGAGGUGAUCCUCUUCACUGCCUCCACUAAAGUGUACGCCGAUAAACUGUUGGAUCUCAUCGACCCAUCAAGACGACUAGUCAAGCACAGGCUCUUCAGGGACCACUGUGUCUGUGUGGACGGUAACUUUAUUAAGGAACUGGGGAUCCUGGGGAGAGACCUGGCCAAGACUAUCAUUGUGGAUAAUUCACCUCAAGCUUUUGGAUAUCAGUUGUCCAACGGAGUACCCAUUGAGAGCUGGUUCAUGGACGAGAAUGAUGAGGAACUUAUGAAACUCCUCCCCUUUCUAGAGUCACUCCUGGACAAGGAUGAUGUGAGACCAUUAAUACGUGACAGAUAUUGUAUGCAUGAGAUUAUAUUGAACUAUUGAAUCACUCCCCCCUCCCCCUCUCUCUCUCCUAGUGUAUCAAUGUAUAUCCUUGUAAUCUCCUGUUGUGUAAUCUUUUUUUGUAUUUUUGUGAUGUAAAUAUACACAAAUAUAUAUUUAUCCUUUUUUCUUGUUUAUUAUUUUUGUAUGUGCAUGUAUGGUGUACAUAUAUAUUGCUUUGUGUACCUUUUUUGCUAUAUAUAAUGUACGUGUUUAUUUUGUAUGUUAAUGAAAUAUUUAAUCACUCCAA
This is a messenger RNA of Amphimedon queenslandica, 2087 nucleotides long. Its product is annotated as CTD small phosphatase-like protein 2. Bases 242 to 1840 code for a protein of 532 amino acids. The transcript has 11 exons. The record is from RefSeq and is a predicted model, not a curated record. NCBI's taxonomy places the organism in Eukaryota, Metazoa, Porifera, Demospongiae, Haplosclerida, Niphatidae. Gene Ontology annotation, molecular function: phosphatase activity.